Messenger RNA from Pseudo-nitzschia multistriata, 1732 nucleotides. Lineage: Eukaryota; Bacillariophyta; Bacillariophyceae; Bacillariales; Bacillariaceae. The record is from the annotation of a GenBank genome assembly.
UGUCCGCAUCAUUUUUGUAUUGCUUUCUUCACAUCGUUAUUGCUCUACUUCUACUUGGCAAACACAUAAUUCUACAUCACUCCUAUGAUUUCAGAGUUGCUGCAUGCAUCAUUUUUGAUUCGGCCUCUUUUCCACAGAACUUGAAGAGCCAGUUACCAUGUCAUCGGGAGAACUCCCCCUUGAGGUUUAUCACAGGACCAAUGCUGUUGGAUCUGGAAGCUUCGGAUCGGUUGUCGUUGUCUACGACGACGAUGGUGAAGAGUACGCCAUGAAGCUCUUUGACGAGGAAGACGAGGGCGACGGCAGUGAGGACAGCGAGGACUAUGGCAUCUCACUUGGUGCUCUUAGGGAAAUAUCUAUCCUUCGCUUCCUGAGAGAGGAAAACUCCCAUCCCAACAUAAUUGCAAUCCACGAUGUUCAGACCGCGUUUGGGGAAGAAGACGACGAAGAGUUUGGUACCUAUGCUAUGGCCAUGCCGCUUUUCCCCGACGGGAGCUUGGCUAAUGCAUUAUCUAAAAUUACUACAAAGAAGCAAAAGGUCGAGAUUGCACGUGGUAUUAUCAAUGCGAUAGCGUAUUUGCACGAAAACUCGAUUAUUCAUCGUGACAUUAAGUCGGACAAUAUUCUCUUACGGAUCAAUUCGCCGGAAAACAAACCUGGGUGCGAUACCUUCGACCCCGUCCUUAUCGAUUUCAGUCUGGCCAAGUUUGUCAAUGCAGGUGAAUGCUCUGAGUUUGAACCUACCCAUACACCAUCGAUGGGAACACCCACCUAUAAAUCCCCCGAAGUCGUGGCAGAAGAGCCCUACGGACUACCGUCCGACAUGUGGAGUGUCGGGGUGGUGUUGCUAGAACUCUUGCAAGGGAAAUGCAUCGACGCUACCAGAGACAAGGCCGCCAUUGCAUUCGUGUCGGGUAGUCUCGAGCGUUUGCCGGAGGGACAACCCUUUCCUUCUUUGCUACGUGGUUUGCUUGAAACCGACCCAAAAAAGCGAUGGACCGCUCGUCAGGCCCUCGACUGCGACUUGUUUACAAAAUUCCAAAUGUCAGAAGAGGCCGACGCAAAAACCUUUCGUCAGAUAUGUCUUUCUAGUGCUUUACCGAUCGAGGGAGACCAGAGCCACACUGAUUUUGGUCUCGACAAAGAAAACAAGGAGAACCUUUGGGAGCCGAAGAGAUCGACACCGAAGAAAAAGAAUUCCAACCCAGUUAUACUGAAGCGCGAUAAAUUAAUACGCAAAAUAUGCAAAUGGAUGGAAUGGGAAAACCCUAUGACGGCAAAGGCGGCAAUGCAAUACAGUUCUCUAAUGAACGAGAUUGUUGGCAAUGUGGACGACCUGAACGAGUCCAACAUUCUCUUGGACUGUCUAGUUUUGGCACACAAAUUUUUCGAACAGCAUUUUUCUGGAACAAGCGAUCUUGACGAGUUGUAUAAUAAAUUUGGACAGGGUGAUUUUGAUGCCGAAGACUAUGCAGGCAAUGAAAACUCAAUCUUUGCAAUGAUGGACUUUUGUUUGUAUCCCAGGUGACGAACAGUAGUAAUAUUUAGAGAACUUAACUCAUCUUACACUUGUGAAACUAGAAACAUUGCUGACAAAAAGGACAUAUCUAAAGUUUGAAGAUAUGAGCAUCACAUCAUCAUGAUCUGGAGAAUGAUGGCACUGAACCCAGAAGAAAAUUCAGGAUCCAAGCACUGUUUGUUUCCUUCUUGGAAAUAUAGAAUGGUUCAUUAA